This is a messenger RNA of Selaginella moellendorffii, 1258 nucleotides long. RefSeq names its product peroxisome biogenesis protein 2. The transcript is spliced from 7 exons. Bases 27 to 1133 code for a protein of 368 amino acids. Gene Ontology annotation, biological process: protein import into peroxisome matrix. Gene Ontology annotation, cellular component: peroxisomal membrane. NCBI's taxonomy places the organism in Eukaryota, Viridiplantae, Streptophyta, Lycopodiopsida, Selaginellales, Selaginellaceae. Gene Ontology annotation, molecular function: zinc ion binding. The record is from RefSeq and is a predicted model, not a curated record.
AAAAGCCCUAGAGCCCUGCCAGGGCAAUGGCGGAGAGGGCCGGGGCGGCAGCUGCUGCUGUAAUGCGGCCUCCAUCGCCGGAAGCAUGGCGCCAGGUCUGGCGUGAUGUUCUUCGAUCGCAGCAGCUGCGCAAGACGAUUCCUUCUGUCGCGAUUUCUAGAGUGAAUCAGUUUGAUGCCGAGAGGCUGGAUUUCGAGAUGACAGGAAUGUUGCGAGGGCAGCUCCUGAAAAUAUUUUCGUUUGUCCAGCCAGGUUUACUAUCUCGCUACGAACCGGAACUCAACGCUUUCUUGGAGUUUCUUAUAUGGAGAUUUUCGAUCUGGGUCGAUCGUCCUACGCCUGGGAAUGCUCUCAUGAACCUUCGCUACCGGGACGAGCGUGAAUUUUUGAAACUUCCAGCUUCACAAGGUAUGUUUCUUCUAUCUGUUUUUGUUCGUGCUCAAAGUUUCGAUGCAGUAAGGACGGGUUUGGAGGGCCCUGGUCUUACAGCACUACAAAAGAUUUUUUACUGCCUCGCUCUAGUGGGAGGAAGAUAUGGCUGGGCUCGGCUGCAGCUGGUUUCAGCAUUUCAACGAUGGGGAGACCGCGACAGUAGGUCAUGGCCACGAAGGGUAUGGGUCUUAUUACAACGAGCAGAAAGCUUCUAUAAGGUAGCUUACAUGAUAAAUCUGAUCGCUUUUCUUCGUACUGGAAGGUACCGGAAUUUGGUGGAGAGACUUUUGCAGACCCGCUUGGUUUAUCUAAGGCCGAACAUGAGCCGAGCGGUGAGCUUUGAGUACAUGAACCAUCAACUUGUAUGGCAAGAAUUUUCGGAGUUAUUGCUACUAGUUUUGCCGUUGCUAAACGUCUUCUCGCUCAAGAAAGUUCUUCCUUCGUCCUUGACGGGUAAAGAGACUGUAAAGCGCACAGAUGAAGAGACCUGUCCUAUUUGCGAAGUGUCUCCUAUCAACGUUCCUUAUAUGGCAGUUCCUUGCGGGCAUCGGCAUUGCUACUACUGCCUUUCUACAAGGUGUAUCGCGAACUCUACGUACCGGUGUGCACGAUGCAAUUCAAAUGUCACAGCAAUGCAGCGAUAUCAUCCACAAGUUGAGCUCGGUAGCUCCGAUCAGCAAAAUGUGAAAAACAAAAUUUAAAUUGCUUCUGGCGCUACUGUUUAAGAAGCUGUCUGCACCACUUGCACUUUUUCCUUACGUCAACUCCUCGAAAGAGCAUUAUGAGGGCUACUACGUAGAGCACCACCAGCAGAUUCAAGGCGAUA